CCAAGACGUCGUUUUUGCGAAGAGGAGAGGCCAAGGACCAGGAGCAAAACCAAAAGAAGACCAGAGUUACUUAGAAAGUUAUGACCUAUAUCUAAAAAGUGGAGGCUACUUUACAGAUAACAGUCAAGGAGUCUUUAGUGAAGUGGAUUUCAGUUUACUUUCUAGGAGCUGUCCCCACUGGGAGGCAAAUUAAUCAGGACACGCAGGACAGCUAACUGUGUAAGUCUGCAGGCUAUUGAUAUUCAGCUUGUUCUCUAGGCAUUUAACACUCUCUGACCUUUGUCUGGAUUGUAAGCCAGGAUGCCCUCCAAUGGCAGUAAAGCCCUCAAGCUACAGUUUGGGCUUAUUAACCACGAAAACCGCUAUCUAACUGCGGAGGCCUUUGGCUUCAAGGUAAAUGCUUCAGCUCCGAGUCUCAAGAAGAAGCAGAUUUGGACUUUGGAGCAAGACGAGCAAGAUGGUCAGGUGGUUUACCUGCGCAGUCACCUGGGUCGCUACCUGGCUUCCGAAAAAGAUGGCAAAGUGAGCUGUGAGGCUGAGACGAAAGAUAAUGACUGUCGCUUUCUGAUUGUGGCACAGUCAGAUGGUCGUUGGGCCCUGCAGUCCGAGACACAUCUCCGUUUCUUUGGAGGUUCAGAGGACUACAUCUCCUGCUUUGCUCAGACCAUUGGUGAGGCAGAACUUUGGGCCAUGCAUCUGGCCCUGCACCCACAGGCCAAUCUGCUCAGUGUGGCCCGCAAACGCUAUGCCCACCUGGCAUCCCCUGAGGGAGAGAUUGCUGUGGACAGCAACAUCCCAUGGGGUGUGGAUGCUCUUCUAACUCUUGUGUACAUGGAUGGAAAAUAUUGUCUUAAGACUAGUGACAGUCGUUUCUUGAGCAAUGAUGGGAAGCUGUCCUCUGAGAAUGGCCGUGGGACAGGUUACACCUUGGAACUAAAGUCAGGCAAGCUGGCCUUCAAGGACUGUGAGGGGAAGUAUUUGACCCCAAUGGGGCCCUCUGGAACCUUGCGUUCCGGACGCUGCUCCAAACCCGGCAAGGAUGAGCUGUUUGAUCUUGAGGAGAGCCAUCCACAAGUGGUGUUUCAGGCUGCCAACAACAGAUUUGUCUCCAUCCGACAGGGUGUGAGUAUCUCAGCCAAUCAGGAUGAUGAGACAGACUUGGAGACAUUUCAAAUGGAAAUUGAUAAAGACACGAGAAAGUGCAAAUUUAGAACUAAUGAAGGGAAUUACUGGAUGCUUGUUGCUCAUGGAGGCAUCCAGUCAACAGCCACAGAAGCCGGUGCCAACACCAUGUUUGACAUAGUGUGGCUUGGUCGGCGGGUGGCACUGCGAGCCAGCAAUGGAAAAUAUGUAUGCACAAAGAAAAAUGGCCAGCUUGCAGCAGUCAGUGACAGUGUGGGUGAGGAUGAGCAGCUGGUUCUAAAACUGAUCAAUCGGCCCAUAUUGAUCCUGAGAGGAGAGAAUGGCUAUGUAUGUCACCACAAGAACUCAAAUACACUGGAUGCCAAUCGUUCAGUUUAUGACAUAUUUACGCUGUAUUUCAAUGAUGGUGCAUACCACAUUAAAGGUGCAGGUGGAAAGUUCUGGUAUGUGUCCAACAGUGGAUUGGUGUGCUCUGAUGGCGACAUACCUGAAGAUUUCAGCUUUGAAUUCCUGGAGCAUGGACGGAUAGCUAUAAGGGGCAAAAAUGGCAAAUAUCUACGAGGAGACCAAGGCGGCAACCUGAAAGGAGAUGGAGAAAAUGCAGACAGCUCUUCCCUCUGGGAAUACUGACACCUUGUGGACAUUUAAGGAACUGCCAAUCACCCGGGUUAAACUCUUGGAUUUACAAUUGUGAGGCAACAAAUUGGUACAAUUGAGUUCUAACGUUUGGAAAUCUUUUGAUGUAGUCAGUAUUCAGCAUUACACAUGUACUCUUACCAUUUCUGGAUUAUAUGCUUAUACAAAAUGAGCUUGUAGGAAAAGAAAUGCACACACAUGACAAGAACUGCAUCUUUACCAUAUCAGCUCACUGUUACUCACUAUAAACUGCAGCUGUGCUGCAAAACAGGUCUCUGGCAUUGCUAUGGACCUUUUUCCCCCACAUAAUUUGAUGACAUAUUUCUGCUUUAAUUGAGCAGGGUAAAUCUUGCAACCUUUUUUUCCUCUUUCUCUUAA
Messenger RNA from Myxocyprinus asiaticus (Chinese sucker), 2157 nucleotides. RefSeq names its product fascin actin-bundling protein 2b, retinal (gene fscn2b). Gene Ontology annotation, biological process: establishment or maintenance of cell polarity; actin filament bundle assembly; cell migration. The record is from RefSeq and is a predicted model, not a curated record. The transcript has 5 exons. NCBI's taxonomy places the organism in Eukaryota, Metazoa, Chordata, Actinopteri, Cypriniformes, Catostomidae. Gene Ontology annotation, molecular function: actin filament binding; protein-macromolecule adaptor activity. Gene Ontology annotation, cellular component: actin cytoskeleton; cytoplasm. The coding region runs from base 301 to 1773 and encodes 490 amino acids.